Messenger RNA from Scutellospora calospora, 168 nucleotides. The record is from the annotation of a GenBank genome assembly. NCBI's taxonomy places the organism in Eukaryota, Fungi, Glomeromycota, Glomeromycetes, Diversisporales, Gigasporaceae.
GAUAAUGAAGUUAAAGAUAAACUUACUGAAAAAGAAAUCUUAGAGAUUAUUGAAAGUAAAGACAAAAAUGAAAGUAAUAGAGAAGAAGAAACUCUUAUUAAACAAAAAACAAAUUAUUUAUACAGAUGCAAAAAAUUAUAUAACUUAAACACUAAAAUUCUUAUAUGA